Molecule: messenger RNA, 4606 nt
Organism: Nothobranchius furzeri (turquoise killifish)
Lineage: Eukaryota; Metazoa; Chordata; Actinopteri; Cyprinodontiformes; Nothobranchiidae
Gene: ahi1
Product: Abelson helper integration site 1
Biological process (GO): motile cilium assembly
Cellular component (GO): ciliary basal body
Molecular function (GO): protein binding
Source: RefSeq, a predicted model, not a curated record
CUCCGCCCGUACGUUGUUGACUUGGAAACCAUCACGGCGUUGUGCGGUAGAGGACAGUUUAAGCGUAACCCGCGUUCAAACAAGGAGUUUCAAGUAGAAAGCUCACAUUAACUUAUUAAAAACAAUUAUAUGGUUAUCUUUUGGUUCAAUAAUGUAUUUCAAUAACAAAGAUAUAACUUUUUUAGGCGUAGUACGUGACCAGAGCAAUUUAGCUAGCAACUAGCUAACUAGCUUCUGGUGAAAUAGCUAACAAAUAUUAUUAAUAAAACAUCUCGUGUGUCUCCGUUAAGCGGACACGUUCUAGUAUCAUUAAGUGAAACUUAAUGCUCACUUUAGAGUCGCGAAUGUGAGCUGCGACAUUUUGCUUUGUAUUUUAGAUACGCUUUUUUCUGGAUUAUUGGCGUUUUUCCCUCAGAAUGAGAAACAGCACGAUGUUUGAAAAUGCCAGGUGUGAGUGAAGAGACCCGGGAAAGAUUUAAUGAAGUCUUCAAAAAAUAUUCAGGAUCUGAGAAGAAAAAGUCAAAGAAGAAAAUCCAUGAAGCAAACGAGACCAUAGUGCUUCAGAAUCUGACCAGGAAGCUGAACCUUGAGAAAGACACAGAAGAUGACGAAACCAUUCUGCAAAACACAUAUGACCCUGAACAGGGCAGCCCUCGUUAUUCCAAAAACAAACGAAGAGAAAAGGAAACAGCAGAACAGGUUAACUGUAACAACAGCAAGGAUGAAGAAGUUAAAGCAUCAAAAGCCAAAAGGAAGAGUAAGAGGGACCUCCCUUCUUUACCUGUACCCAAAGACAUUCCAGAGGACUUACAGGAGGGGGCAAAUGCUUCUAGAGCCGACAAUACUUUGAAUCCAGAAGCUGCUGUUGGUGAAAAGAAACGAAAAGGAAAAAGUAAGAAGGGAAAAGUCAGAGAAAAUGUAGAAGAUGUUGCAGAGAGUCCGGUGGAGGAUCCAGAAGAUAAACUACUGCAUGAAUACCAGCAGCAGAUGGCACAGGAAGAGGAGCUGACUGUGAAGAAAACAAGGGUCAAACGGGAAACUGUUAACUCACAAAGUGCUGUGUUGAAUAAUGAUAUGGGGAAGAAGAAAAAGAAAAAGCUGAAAUCUGUAACAACUGAGUCAGAUGUAGGGGAUCAAGAUGAGGAAGUCAAUCCAGAUGCUGAUGAGGAAAAUAAAACUGAAUCAAAGGGAAAGAAGAAAAAGAAGAAGAAGCACGUUGUCAAAGAAGAAAGUGAAGCUGAAGCAGCAGAGGAGCAAAAGCCGACAUUUGAUGACAGUCUUGUUCUGGGAGUGUUCGUUCAUAAAACGGAUCGCCUGAAGACGGACUUACUGAUCUCGCACCCCAUGGUGAAGAUCCACGUUGUUGAUGAGAUCACGGGCAAUUAUGUGAAGAAAAGGGACUGCCAUCGACCUGUGUCUUCCUAUUAUGAGGGACAGAACGUCGACCAUAUCCUCCCUAUCAUGACUCAGCCUUUUGACUUCAAGAAGAACAAAUCCAUCAUCCCCGAGUGGCAAGAGCUAAUCAUAUUCAACGAACGCUUUGGCUACUUUGUUGAGCAAAAGGAUGAAAGCCCCAGAGUCAUCCUCUUCUUUGAAAUCCUGGAUUUUAAGACCAUGGAGGAGGUAAAAGCCAACUUGGACGUUGAUAAACACGAGCAAGGGUUCAGAAAGGUCGCAUGGGCGUUUCUGAAGCUUGUUGGCACAAAUGAUGUUUUAAACAUCGACAGUAAACUUCGUCUCCAGCUCUUCUGCCCUCCACCUCGGGCAAAGAGACAAACUAAAACGAUAGAAGUGUUUGAGUGGUGGAGGAAGUACCCACGAAUCCAUUAUGCUUCCACCCUUUAUGUUACCGUGAAAGGGAUCAAACUCCCAGAACAUGUGGACCCCGGUAUCCGAUCUAUGAUGGCGCUACAGGAGGAGAGAGGCAGCACCACCUAUAGUGAUCUGCAGAAAGAGAUCACACAGAAAACUCUGACACAGCCUCCUGAUAGCAAGCAGCCGAUCCUGAGAUGGAGCCGUGCUGUUGGUCAGAUCUGCCGAAUCCCUAACAAACUGGUCUGGUCGUUCCGUGGGGGUCAGAUGGGAUGUUUCACCGUACUGUUUUCUCACGCUGGAACCAUGCUGGCUGCUGCUUGUGCCGACAAAGAUGCUUUCCCCGUCGUAGUGUAUGAGAUUCCCUCCGGCAGAGCGUUAGCUGCCUUCAGCGGCCAUCUGAAGAUAGUGUACGAUCUCUGCUGGUCCAGAGAUGAUAAAAGCUUGUUGUCUGCCUCCUCAGACGGAACGGUGAGAGAGUGGAAUGUCGAGAUGCUUCUAGAAACAGCCCAGAAGGUCCUCUCUCAUCCGUCCUUCGUGUACUGCGCUCAGUACCACCCCAGCGCUCAGAACCUGGCAGUGACAGGGAGCUACGACUGUCUGGUGCGAGUGUGGAGGCUUGAUGUCCCUGAUGUGAACGGCCAGCUGCUGCAAGAGUUUGAGGGUCACAGCAGCUUCAUCAACACCAUUUGUUUUGACUCUGAAGGAUCUAGGAUGUUCUCUGCAGACAACACAGGCACCAUCAUCGUGUGGAAAACUUCAGUGAAUGAUGACAAGAACCGACAGAAGCCAUGUCAUCGUUGGUGCAUAGAGAGGAAAAUCUCUGAGGAUGACCUGCGAAGCAUACCCAUCAGCAUGCUGCAGCUCCACCCUAAUGGUCGGUGCCUGCUCAUACACGCCAAAGACAGCAUCCUGAGGAUGAUGGACUUAAGGAUUUUGGCUGUGAAGCGAUACACUGGAGCAACAAACUACAGAGAGAGGAUUUGUAGCACCUUCACACCUUGUGGGAAUUUCCUCCUCUCUGGUAGCGAGGAUGGGAUGGCGUACGUCUGGAAUACUGACACAGGUGACCAGGUUGAGGUAUACUCUGAGCUCUGUUACCACACCGCUCUCCAUGGCGUCUCUUUCCACCCUCAUGAGAACAUGGUGGCGUUCUGCGCGUACGGUCAGAGCCAGCCUGUGCUCGUGUACCUGUACGAUCGCAAAGUUUCCCAGCUGGAGAUGCAGAACAUUAAAGCAGCGAGCACAUCGGCGUCUGCAGACCGAACGCUCAGAAACACGCCCGACUCUCUGCUGCUGCUGCAGGACACUUCUGCUCCUUCGGCCAUGGACCAGUUUGCUCAUGCAGCACGACUCGCCAUGAAAAUGCAGUCUGUUAAACGGCGGCUGGAUUCAGUUCUGGAACCACAUCGCCGAUCUUCAGCUUCUGGAUUUCUUUCGGAUCACGACAAAAUGGGCAUCAGUCAUAUGGGGAAGAGCUUUCCACCAGACACUAGCACGGUGAUUAUACGGUUACAGACCCCAAACACCACACAGACUCACAAGGUUACUAUGGGAUUAAAUGUCUCUCUGCCACCUCCGUCUCUGCUGUCACCGCACUCCAAGCUGCAGCUCUCUGGUUCUUUUGCAGAACAGCUAAUCCCGCAAGCAGCCCUGAGUACACAAACCCGAGGGUUUAGUUCAGUCAGUCUCAGAGGAGCUUCAGCUUUUAGGCAACAGUCGAGCCUUCGUGACCAUACGGGGAAUCACCUGGAGACGGAUUUGGUUCCAGUUCAGCAAGUAGUCGUUUCCCUCUACGAUUACACAGCUAAUCGCUCUGAUGAACUGACCAUUCGGCGCGGUGAUGUCAUCCAAGUGCUCUACAAAGAUAACGACACCUGGUGGUUUGGGCGCCUGGUCAAUGGACUGCAGGGAUAUUUCCUUGCUUCUUAUGUAGUAGAUCAGCGUGAAUUUAUGGAAGAGUCUGCUGAGAGGCACAUGUCACCUGAGAAGACCGUUGAGAGGUCAACCCCAAACAGGGUAUCUGCUGCGGUUAGUUCCUCUGGGGAGCUUAGGUUUCUCUCUGAGCCAACUUUUUCGGACACCGAACCUGGGCUGACCAACGUUAAAACUAGAAGGAAAAAGAAGAUGAAGAAGCCCGGAGAGCCUGUAGCUUCGUCCCAGCCAGCAGAUCCUUCAGGAUGGAGCAGAAGCAGGAGGAGAGACAGGUCCACAGACAGACCUCUCCCACAGAGACCAACAGGACAAUGUAACCGUGCUUUUGAGCCUGAUACCUGAACUGUGUCUGUCUUUUUGUUAGAGCUGGUCAUUUUCACUUCUAAUGUUUUAUUUUAGAGACUUUUAUUUUUUAAUCAGUAUAUUUGUACUUUGUUAUACUGAACACCAUUUACUCAGUUGACUGUAUUUAAAAAAAAACGUAAUAUAUGCAAAGUGUGUCUGCUUAUAAAAUCACUUUCAGUAAAUUUGUAUUUGUGUUUAUAAAUGUCAUUUAUGGCCAGGAACGCACGUUUUACAUGUUUAUUUCUCUAAUAAGUAGAAGAUAUAGUUUGGAUAUAAGAGCACGUUUUAUUCUGUCUAUAAAACACUACCUUUGAGUAAAUGUCUUGUUUUGGUGAGUAAUUGGAAAUUAAAUUGAUAUUUUGAGGUGUUUUAUCUAACAGUGGAGCAAAUAAAUAGCAUUGCUGCCCUAAUUUUUUAUUAUUUUUUUACAUUUUCAUAAAGAAUUCAUGACUCAUAACACAAAAUCUAACUUUCAGUGCCAGUAUGACCUGUAUAAUAAAUAUUUUCUAAGCUA